Messenger RNA from Didymodactylos carnosus, 1555 nucleotides. The record is from the annotation of a GenBank genome assembly. NCBI's taxonomy places the organism in Eukaryota, Metazoa, Rotifera, Eurotatoria, Philodinida, Philodinidae.
AUGAAUUCGUUCUUAACAAAAGAAUGUUGUGAGAAAGCAGACGAACGACGCAUUUAUCAGCGAAAUUGGCUAAGAACCGCAAGACUGAAAAAAUUUGUACAAAAUCGUAUUAUGGAAGAUAUGGAAACAACAACAAUUGAAACAUUUGUCAGAGACUUGAUUACAAGUUCGAAUUUCUCAGCUAGUGAUAGUGUUGAUGAUUAUCAGUUUGAUGGAGAAUAUCUGAAUGAUUAUUGGGAAAAAGCGAUGGAUGUACAUGAUGACUAUGGUGAUGUAUUAAACUUUUUAGAAAUUAGUCAGCAGCAACAACAAGCAACAGAUAAUAAUGAUUAUUUAAGUACAACAGAAGUAUUAUUUGGGAACUCGAUUAAUUCAAUAUAUGAUGCAUGUUUCUUGAUAACGAAAUUUAUACAAGAAUCAAAUAUAAACAAAACAGUAGCAGACAAUCUACUGAAGUUAUUAUCAGAAUUACUACCAUCUAAUAAUCGUUUACCAAGAACAAUGAAUAAAAUACACAAAGUGUUAAAUAAAAAAAAUUAUUUUUAUCAUCAUUAUUAUUGUACAAGAUGUAAUAAUCCAAUCGAUAUCAAAAUUAAUAUCUCAACAUGCCCAAGUUGUAAACAAGCAACAAAAAGCCAUUUAGCUGAAAUAUACAACAGUAACCCAUCAUUUUUAUUGGAAAAUGUAAUCAAUCGUAAUUUGUAUAAAAUAAUAGAAUAUCAAAACAAUGCUCGUUUAAAUAAAGAACUUUGUGGGACCGAUAUUGUAGCACAAAAUGUUUAUCAAAAAUUAUUGCAACAGAAUCAGAAUCUAUUCAUAACAUGUCUGUUACAUGCUGACGGGGCACCAAUUACAAAGCGUAUUAAAAAUUGUAAAAGUAUGUGGGUGUUGCAGUUAUUUAUUGCUGAGCUUCCGCCCUAUUUACGUUUUUCAAAAUCUAAUAUCAUGCUAUUAUCAAUUUGGACUGGAUCAUCGAAGGAAGGUUUCAAUAUUUUUUUACGUGAUAUUGUGAAACAGUUAGAAUUUCUAAACAAAACUGGUUUAUCGAUAAAUAUCGAAAAUGUUCAACGUAUUAUACCAAUUCAUUUUCAGUUUUAUACCGGUGAUUUACCAGCAUUAGAAACUAUGACAAAUACAAUUCAACAGAUCUUAUUUUCUGUUUUAGAAGAUGGGAAUGAACGAUCAUUAAAUGACUAUUAUAGUAACGUUGAAAAGGCCGAAAAAACAGCAACACGUCGAGCAGUAGGUGGAACAUUUGGUUUUUCUGUAUUUGAGCCAAUAUUUCCAAAAAGAAUAUUGACAUCAAUUAAACAUGAUUACAUGCAUUCGACUUUACUUGGUCAAAGAAAAAAAAUUUUAAUAAAUAUUAAUUUAGAUAUUAGACAGUCAAAUAUUAUUGACUCUAUUUUAUUCACAUUGGCAUUACCCGAUUUAGAAAAGGCUGUGGAACGAGAGAGGCGAUCGCAGUAAUGAGGCUAUUAUGCGAAAGGAGGUUGGAGUUUGAUGAGGAGCUGUUUGUUUGCUUUGUAGACUUCGAGAAGGCUUUUGACCGAGU